This is a messenger RNA of Chlamydomonas reinhardtii, 5016 nucleotides long. RefSeq lists its product as uncharacterized. Bases 112 to 3894 code for a protein of 1260 amino acids. The record is from RefSeq and is a predicted model, not a curated record. The transcript is spliced from 6 exons. Lineage: Eukaryota; Viridiplantae; Chlorophyta; Chlorophyceae; Chlamydomonadales; Chlamydomonadaceae.
CUCGCCUGGCGGGGGGUGCUUCGGCUGCCGCUGGAGCGGCUUUGGCCGGAAAGGGAGGAGCCGGGCGAUUCAAAACUUCAGUGGCAGGACUCUUGGGACCUGGAGUACAUGAUGGCGAGUGAGGAGGGGCUCGGGGCGGACGCACUCUUCCUGCACCCGGCCGCAGCGCCGCCCGUGAAGUUGGCGGUGCUACAGCUGCUGCGUAACCUCGCCUGCAGGCUGCGCCUGCGCCGUGCAGUCAACUACGAACAGUGCUGUAGACAGCUGGAGGCGCAGCUGCAGGAGGUGACGAGCCAGCUGUCGGAAACGAAGCACCAGGCCCGGGAGGCGGGAGCGUCCCUAGAAGCCGAGAUUGAGCUUGGCCCAGUAGGCGAGCAGUUUGGCCAGCCAUUUCAGCUUGCAGCGGCUGCACCACGCAGCAAGCUCAGGACAGAUGUGGCGCUGGUGCAGUGGCGGAAGCAGCAGCAACGCUGCCGCGCAAUGAAGGAGCAUGUGGAGCAGCUCAACCAGCACGCCGGGGAGCUAGACCGGACGCGGUUGGCGGUCAUCACGAAGCUGAAGCAGGCGAGAGAGAGCGAGGAAACGGCCAAGCAGCAGGCGGCCUUGCUGGAGGAUGACACGGAGGCACUGCUGCGGAGCCUGCUGGCAGCGGUGGAGAAGGAGCAGGAGUGUCGGCGGCAGCGGCUGGCGCUGCAUCACGGCGAGGGCGCCACACGCACAGCCAUGGCUGCAGCGGGCGCAAAGCAGCAGGCCGCCGACCAGGAGGCUGGCGGCGUAACCGGGCAACCGGCGAAGCGCCCGCGCCUUGAUCAGCACGUGCCACAGGCGGUGAACGGUCUGCAGGGUCCUGCAGCAGCAGCUACACACGUGGCCGGCAGCGGCGUCGCACUAGGUCCCGUCGCGAGCAGUGCCGGGGACUGCUGCAGGGCGCUCGGCGAUGACAAGUCAUGCGCACAGCCUGAGGGCCGAGGACUCGGCCUUGCGGCCGUGCCACAGCCCCAACAGCUGCAAGGGCCGCAAGGGCCGCCGAACCACACGGCUGGACCUGGUCGUCAACAGGGCAUGGAUGCGAACUUCAUGGAAUGGAGCAAGCUCCAGAAGGGAUACUUGUGGGCACGCGCCAUGAUGCUGCGUUGUGCCGAAAGGCACGGCGCACUAAGCGGGGACGGUGCCGAGGUGAAUCUGUCCUGCCUGCCGGAGGCCGCGCGCCAGCACUACAGCUGCUGCAAGCGGCGCGCAACGGAGGCGGGAACGCAGCUUGUGGCCAAUUGCGAGCCGGUGCCGACGGACGUGCACGUGCGGAACUGCUUCAAUGCCAUGAAGCGGCAGCAGCAACAGCAACGGCAGCCAGGGCAAGAGAGGCAGCAGCUACAGCAACAGGCACUGGGAGCGGCUUCUGGCAGCGCCAGCUGCUCGGGUGGUGCGGCGGGCGCAAUAUAUCAAGGCCUACCGCCGCAGCAGCCACAGCCCCACCAGCCGCCAUUACACGCCACGCCCCAGCAGGCGCCAACAUACAACCAGGCCGCUGCGUCUCAAGUGCCACAGCAGUCGGCGUGUAGUGAUGACGGCCCACCCAGCGCUCGGCCGGCUGGCGCUGCGUCAGCAUCCGCAGCAGUGUUGGCGGCAGCGGUUCCACUUCUCACCUUCUCUGCCCCCGCUGCGAAGCCGCCACGGCCCGGUCCGGGCUCGCGAAUGCAGCAGACCCCAGCGCACCUGCGGCCGCUGCAGCGCACCCGGCAACCGGCCCCCGCACCAACCAGCUCCCGAUCGCAGUCGCCUUCUCCCGCAGUGGCUCCGCCGGUGCAGGCGCGGGCCGAGCCACCCCACGUGCAUGCCGCGAGCGCGCAUCCGGCGGCAGCCUUUCCCAAGCCCUCGAUGCAUGCAGGGGCCGCAUUUGGGUCGGGUGGAGGGACGUACGCAGCAGCGGCUGUAGGGGCGCCCAUUGCAGUAGUGCCGUCGCAGCCAUUCAGCCAGCCGCCAUACACGUCGUGCCACUAUCCCCAGCUACCCCAGCAGCCCCACUUGCCUCACCCGCAGCAGCUGCACCCGCAACCGCUCCAGCAGCACCAGCCGUACCUGCAGCAGCUGAAUUCACACCAGCACCAGCACCAGCACCACCAGCAGCUGCACCAGCAAGGCCUGCCGCUCGGACAACCGCUGCGAGCGGAGCAGCGGUGGCGAAGCGGCGCGGGCCCCGCAGGCUACCAGCAGCAAGCGCACGGCGGGGCGCGGCUUCAUGAAGACCCUCAGGGCCGUAGCCAUGCUCCGCUGCCCGCCACUUCGGUGCCACCUCCGGCAACUGCGGCAACGGAAGCAACCCACGUGCAGCAAUCUCAGCACCAUCAGGAACCGCAUCCAGCCACAGCAACCAUUGUUGCGUGGGAAGGCGCUCUUGAGCUGGUCUGGACCUCCCAGGCGUCUGCUUCCGUGCCUCGUAUGUCGGGCGUGUCCGCGACCCCUUCUCGCGUCGUGCAGUGUCUACAAGGUGCCCGCUUGUUGGUCGCGCCGCUGCCCGCCUUAAACGAGCCACGACCGGCAGAGAGGACAUUCAGCGGCCUCGCCGAGCUACUGCAGCAGGCGGGGGUGGGGGUGCUUCCUAUUUUCGCAGCGGCCAAGGACAAGCAGGUCGCGCAACUGGAGCCGCACAUCCGCUCAUACCGCUACCUGGCCCCUGAGGUGGGCCUGCUGACGUUCGCGGCCCAGCCCGAGCUCGUGAAGGCGCUGGUCUUCACCACCGCUCACGGCCUACAUGCCGAUCUGACAGACGCAGCGCAGCAUCCGGGCGGUCAGCUCGGCGCUGAGGCUGCCGCCAGCGGCAGGGUCCGCUACGUGGUCAGCUCGGUGACACUCAAGCAGGGCCCAGCGACCGGCCAGGUGCUGUCCGUCUACCUGUUCAGCCGGGCCAGCGGGGCCUGGGCACAAGAGGUGCUUGCGGCUGGCCUGCCAGAGGCCCAGCGGGCGCUCUUCAUGGCGGGACAUGCUCUGCUGCUCCUUGCGCAGCUGGCGCCCGGCAGCGCUGCCGCCUCUAACAGCAGCGGCGUGGCUGGAGGUAGCGGCGGCAGUGGCUCAUGCUUGCCAUCAGCGCCGUCGCAGCGGAGCAUGCAGGCCACAUCGCCACUGGCUCGUGAGCCUGGGGCCCCAGGUGCACCAGGCGGUGCUGUGGCUCCGCAGGCAGACACCGCGCUGCCUGCAGUAUUGUUGCAAAGCGCAGCAAGCGUGGCUAUGCAGGGCGGGUUACAGCUGCCGGACCCGGGGCCGCAGCCAACCAAGCAGGCGUCGGACGCUCGAGCGACAAGUGGUGGCCGCAAGGACUUGCCCAGCAGCAGCGCCUCGAUAUCGGCAGUCGCUGAUUGGGCGCCGAGCGACGGGCCUGACGGCACGCCAGACCCUGCAUGGCGCCACUUUCAGUCGCCGCCGCACCUGGGGCCGGGGCUGAGCCUGGGACCGCUGCCGCAACCCAGCAAAGCGGCAGCGGUUGGCUCGGGGGUUGACGUGGAGUUGGGUGGAAGCAGAAGCUGCGGCCCUGGAGAGCUGCCACCCGCUGCGAGCAAGGCGGCUGAAGUACUCGUAAAGAUGCCAGGCCAGGAGCCAGCAGCGGUGCCAAGUGGCGGCGGCGCUGGCGCAGUUGGUAUCAGCGCGUCGCUAGCGCAUGCCUCUGGUGCAACAAAUAUGGACCCAUGCGCCCUGUUGGAGGCGGAGAAGGCGGCGGAGGACAAGGAGAUGGAGACGGAGACGGAGGAAGAGGAAGAGGAAGAGGAGCAGGGAGGAGGGGGGGAGGAGGAGUACUUGCGGGACCCGGGGUCGCCGGGGCCGUUGUGGCCGCCAAUUGGUUUCGAUGGCCGCACCCGGUCCCCUAUAUACCUUGUUGACAGUGACAUAGACGAGCAGUCGUAAAUUUCCACAGACAUCCAUCGGCCCCUGGAGCAUGUUCGGUUAGGUUAGUGCAGCAGGUUCGUGUUUGUGUGAAGGGCGUCGCAGCGCUUCCUUGGUGGCGGGCCGUGGAAUGCGGCCAGCGCCUUGAGAUCCGUGCUUUCGGCCAUUCAAAGGGCCGGGGCCGAGACGACGAAGGAGAGAGAAGUACGGUACGGGAGGGGGCACCGGACUGACGGGAGGUCAUUCGACUACAAUGUGCUAGUGCGCUACUGGCUGCGACAAGCUGUCGAAAUAAUGUGCACUGAUAAUUUUGUGGCUGAGAGCCGCCUCACCCCGGUUAGUGCACGUGUAUGAGUACUGUGCCGCAUUAGGGUGCACUGCAGUUUUGGGCUUGCAAGGUGUGCGUCAGGCAUUCUGGCAUCUAAACCUGUGUAUUUGUUUGCUGAAAUUGCGGUGGAUCAGGUGGACGCCGGCCAAGGAAUCUGAUAGGGCACGCUGUCAAGGUAGGCGCUGUAUGCAAGGCAGGAAGGUGGGCAUAUUCUGGCGUGGGCUCGCCAGUUGAAGUGACACGUGCACAGUCGGUCUAUGCAGACGGCUGCCACAUUAACACCAGAGAAAGAAAUGCCAAAUGGAGACGACGAGGCCUCCGUAGGUGUUCGAGCAUAUAGUACCUCAUGUACAGUAGGCAUUCAAACUGGGAAUGGGUGUGUGCAGGCAGUCCAGGCAAGUCGAGCGAGCGAGGGCUGUUUCAUCGCUGGUUACAAACUCCUGCCCAUAGCCGUACCGCUUCAAAGCAUUGCAUGACAGGUCUAUCACCCGGACUUGCGCCAACCAGCGCAAUACGCCAACAUGCGGGAGGGAAGACCUGAAGGGAGCGCGAGUUUCUGAAGAGGAGCACGCGGAAUAUAUGAAUGCGCUGGUUGUGCCGUGGGCAAGGGGUACAACCGUGCAACCCUGCCGUACGUAGGCGGCGGGCGUGUGGGGCAAGGAUGCAAUGGGACAGGGUGAGGGGCAGGUUGAUUGGCAUAGCCCUGUGCGGGGGAGGAAUUGGCAUGUGGGACGUGGGCGCCAAAUCGACCAGGUCUACCCAUGCGCAAUAAGUGACAUAUGCAGGUGUGUUGCUGUCUGUAACGGAUCAGCACA